AAGAGGUAUAUGGGAUUCCUUGUGCUUUCCACGCAAUUGCUGUGAAUCUAAAACUGCUCUAAAAAUAGUCUAUAAAAAAGUGGGUCUUUGGCUAGAGUUACAGAAAAAAGAAAAAAAAGUGGGGUCAGGACCAGGCAUGGUGGCUCAAGCUUAUAAUCCCAGCACUUUGGGAGGCUGAAAGCAGGAGGACUGCUUGAGGCCAGGAGUUUGAGACCAGCCUGGGCAACAUAGGGAGACUCCCCCUCUCAAAAAAAUGUUUUUGUUGUUUUGUUUUGUUUUUUAGCUAGGUGUGGUGAUGCAGGCCUGUAGUCCCAGCUACUUGAGCUGCUGAGGCAGGAGAAUCACUUGAGUCUGGGGGAUUGAGGCUGCUGUGCGCUAUGAUAGUGCCACUGCACUCUAGACUUGGCAGGGACAGAGCGAGACUGUGUUUUAGAGCCUUUGUACUUGCUGUUGCUAAUGCCAGCAUGUUCCGCUCCCUGUCUCGCAUAUCUACUUGGUUGCUUUUUUCUCAAUGUUCAGAUCGAGUUAUUUCCUUCUAGAAGACUUCCUGGUUCACCAUACCAGCAUUCUUAUACUGGCGCGUGCGUGCCGUGCACACGUACACACGCGCGCGCACACACACACACCCCUUUCUCCCUUACCCUGCUUCACCUUUUUACAGGAUUUAAUACUGUCUGAAAUGUACUUGUUUGUGGUGUCCUGCCACUAAAUCCCGGAGGGAAGGGAUUUUUGUCUGUUUUGCUCCCCAUCAUCUAAAACAGUACUUGGCACAAGAGGUUCAACAACUCGUUGAAUUAAUGAACUUGACAAAACAGGUUCCCUGCCUCAAGAGGCAUGGCCGCAGUGAGGAGACGUUAAAAGAAUUAAAAUAAAAUUGUAUAUGUUUAGUGGGAACACAGAAGCCUUUAAAUUAGCUCAGAGGAUUUACAUAGAUACAUGCGAUAAAAUGGUUCCUAUAAGGUUCAUAGAAGAGUUAUGUAAGACUCUUGCAAACUAUAACGUGUUAUGCAAUUUUAAGAUUGUAUCAUAGCUGGCGAAAAUGAGGUCACAUCUUGCCAUUCUUUUUUCGCCUCUUAAAAUUUUAUGAGGAAAAUUUCCUUUCACUUCCUCAUUUAUUUCCUUUUCCUGUAACCUGAAUGGUCAAGCGGCUGUGAAUGUUAUCUUCCAUGGGAAGCAAGAAAUACGGUUUGGUCUCGGAGUCUGCGUAGUGAAUGGCUCACUGGAUGUGGCGCAUGCGCAUCUUUUGUGGUGCUGCAAGAUGGCUGCCAGCCAUUUUGUCGCGCGUUGCUGCCCCGAGGAGUUGGGGGCGAUGGCUGCAGCCGCCAAAGACUAACAGUGGUCUCAGUGGUGGGAAUUUUCUGUCUCUGUUGUGUGAGCUGAACACACCCAAGAGAGCGACCAAAAGCAGCAAAGGGCGGGGCGGUGGAACCCCCCCGCCCGGCUAACCUUAGACCAGCUCCUUCACCCAUCCCUCAUAGUUUUUCCUUCCAUCACGCUACACGCUGAUCUUCUGCGCAGGCGCAAAAAUAAUCGUAGCGCCUCCUGGGCCCUGGGGGCUUCAGAGCUCCUGCGCGCGCUUGUGGUUCUCCACUCCUGAUUGGUUAGGUUGCCCCGCCAUCACGCCUCCCUCUGCUUUCAAGGUUGAGAAGGAAGCAGGGGUGGGGCCAAGUGGCGCGUGCGCGAUACUGUUGCUGCCCCUUUGCUGCUAUUGCGUUGCAAAAAAAAAUUCUGACUAGGUAGUCUUGGACCUUUUCUGUGCUAGCGAGACUAAAGGAAAGAAAGAUUUCUGGAACUGAAGGGGCAGUCGGGUAGUAUUACAUUUAAGAUAUUAACGCCCGACCUGGCUCACAGGAGUGUGGGAACAGGGGCGGGGAAGGGCCUUAGCAUUGAGAGCCGAAAAGUAUAAAACGAUUAGUUUCGGCGUCAGGCGUUUUGAAAGGCUUUGCAGGUCCUGUUUUCUGCGUAAUUUUUCCGUGAUUACUGACUGGUUUAAACACGACCCCUUGAACAAUAUUGAUAAAACCUCCGAGACCCGCAGCCCCUCCUUGCAGCGUGUAGGAGCUGCCAGCGUGCCCAGCAGCUGGUGUUCCCGUCCGUACCUCCAGAAGAGCCCAGCGCGUGCACCAUCCCCACCCCCCCAGCCUCCCUCCCCACCUACGGCUUUCACGCACUCGCAGUGAUUGUUUUGCCCGCUCCCGCCGCCGCCGCCGCCGCCGCCGCCGCCGCCAGAGGAGCAGCAGCGCUUGUGCAAACCUCGGGAAGAUGGCGGCCGGCGGCGGCGGAGGCAGCAGUAAGGCCUCCUCCUCGUCGGCCUCUUCGGCAGGGGCUCUGGAGUCCUCGUUGGAUCGAAAAUUCCAGUCGGUGACCAACACCAUGGAGUCCAUUCAAGGCUUGUCGUCUUGGUGUAUAGAGAACAAAAAACACCACAGUACUAUCGUCUACCAUUGGAUGAAGUGGCUCCGGAGAUCUGCAUAUCCCCACCGUUUGAAUCUCUUUUACCUUGCCAAUGAUGUCAUACAGAACUGUAAAAGGAAAAAUGCAAUCAUAUUCCGUGAAUCAUUUGCUGAUGUACUUCCUGAAGCAGCUGCUCUAGUGAAGGAUCCAUCUGUCUCUAAGUCUGUAGAACGAAUCUUUAAAAUCUGGGAAGAUAGAAAUGUAUACCCAGAAGAAAUGAUUGUGGCAUUGAGAGAAGCUUUGAGUACCACUUUCAAAACUCAGAAGCAGCUGAAAGAAAAUCUGAACAAACAACCGAAUAAGCAGUGGAAGAAAUCACAAACAGCAUCUACAAAUCCAAAAGCUGCUCUCAAGUCUAAGAUAGUUGCUGAAUUUCGAUCUCAGGCCCUAAUUGAAGAGCUGUUGCUAUACAAGCGCUCAGAAGAUCAGAUAGAACUGAAGGAAAAGCAAUUGUCAACUAUGAGGGUGGAUGUGUGCAGCACAGAAACUCUCAAAUGCUUAAAAGAUAAAACAGGUGGGAAGAAGUUCUCCAAAGAAUUUGAAGAGGCAAGCUCUAAGCUGGAAGAAUUUGUGAAUGGAUUAGAUAAGCAGGUGAAAAAUGGACCCUCAUUAACAGAAGCACUGGAAAAUGCUGGAAUUUUCUAUGAAGCACAAUACAAAGAAGUAAAAGUGGUGGCCAAUGCAUAUAAAACCUUUGCUAACCGAGUAAACAAUUUAAAGAAGAAGUUGGAUCAAUUGAAGUCAACCCUUCCAGAUCCUGAAGAAUCACCAGUUCCUUCCCCAAGCAUGGAUGCUCCCUCCCCGACUGGUUCUGAGUCUCCUUUUCAGGGAAUGGGAGGUGAGGAAUCCCAGUCACCAACCAUGGAGAGUGAGAAAUCUGCCACACCUGAACCUGUGACAGAUAAUCGUGAUGUGGAAGACAUGGAACUCUCAGAUGUGGAAGAUGAUGGGUCAAAAAUCAUUGUCGAGGACAGGAAGGAAAAACCUGCAGAGAAGUCAGCUGUAUCCACUUCUGUACCUACAAAGCCAACAGAAAAUAUCUCAAAGGCCUCUUCGUGUACCCCAGUGCCUGUGACCAUGACAGCAACUCCACCUCUUCCAAAGCCUGUGAAUACUUCUCUUUCCCCUUCCCCAGCAUUGGCUUUGCCAAACCUGGCUAAUGUGGAUCUGGCAAAGAUCAGUUCCAUCCUUAGCAGUUUAACGUCAGUCAUGAAAAAUACUGGGGUCAGUCCUGCGUCAAGACCUUCUCCAGGAACUCCCACCAGCCCCAGCAACCUCACCAGUGGCCUGAAAACACCUGCACCUGCCACGACAUCUCACAACCCUCUGGCAAAUAUCCUCUCCAAGGUGGAGAUCACCCCAGAGAGCAUUCUGUCUGCACUUUCCAAAACCCAGACACAGUCAGCCCCUGCACUGCAAGGCCUGUCAUCUUUACUUCAGAGUGUUACUGGGAACCCAGUUCCAGCCAGUGAAGCUGCCUCACAGAGCACUUCAGCCUCCCCUGCCAACACCACAGUCUCUACCAUAAAGGGAAGAAAUCUGCCCUCCAGUGCCCAACCUUUUAUUCCCAAAAGCUUCAGCUAUUCUCCUAACUCAUCAACUUCUGAAGUCUCUUCAACUUCAGCCAGCAAGGCCUCAAUUGGGCAAAGCCCAGGGCUCCCAAGCACUACUUUUAAACUACCUUCCAACUCUUUGGGAUUUACAGCUACCCACAAUACUAGCCCUGCUGCCCCACCUACUGAAGUUACCAUGUGCCAAUCUUCAGAGGUCUCCAAGCCAAAGCUGGAGUCAGAGUCCACCUCCCCAAGCCUGGAAAUGAAGAUCCACAACUUCUUAAAAGGUAAUCCUGGUUUCAGUGGCUUAAACUUAAACAUCCCAAUCCUGAGCAGUUUGGGGUCCAGCGCCCCAUCAGAGAGCCAUCCCUCAGACUUCCAGCGUGGCCCUACUAGCACCUCAAUCGACAACAUUGAUGGAACCCCUGUACGGGAUGAACGGAGUGGGACACCCACCCAGGAUGAGAUGAUGGACAAGCCAACAUCCAGCAGUGUAGAUACUAUGUCCCUGCUUUCUAAGAUCAUUAGCCCUGGUUCCUCAACACCCAGCAGUACAAGAUCACCACCCCCGGGGAGAGAUGAAAGCUACCCCCGGGAGCUCUCCAAUUCUGUAUCUACAUAUCGACCCUUUGGUCUGGGCAGUGAAUCUCCCUAUAAGCAGCCUUCUGAUGGAAUGGAGAGACCAUCUUCUCUGAUGGACUCUUCACAGGAAAAGUUCUACCCAGAUACUUCUUUCCAAGAAGAUGAAGAUUACCGAGAUUUUGAGUAUUCAGGGCCUCCACCCUCUGCCAUGAUGAACCUAGAGAAGAAACCAGCCAAAUCUAUCCUGAAAUCAAGCAAGCUGUCUGAUACCACUGAGUACCAGCCAAUUCUGUCCAGUUAUAGCCACAGAGCCCAAGAAUUUGCGGUAAAGUCUGCCUUCCCUCCAUCUGUAAGGGCCCUCCUGGACUCCAGUGAGAACUGUGACCGUCUCUCAUCUUCCCCUGGGCUAUUUGGCGCCUUCAGCGUAAGAGGGAAUGAACCUGGGUCUGACCGGUCACCAUCACCGAGUAAGAAUGAUUCAUUUUUCACCCCUGACUCCAACCACAAUAGCUUGUCUCAAUCUACCACUGGGCAUCUCAGUUUGCCACAGAAGCAGUACCCAGACUCUCCUCACCCAGUCCCACAUCGUUCCCUUUUCUCUCCGCAGAACACCCUUGCCGCUCCCACGGGUCAUCCACCCACAUCAGGCGUGGAGAAAGUCCUGGCCUCCACCAUUUCCACCACGUCGACGAUUGAAUUUAAGAAUAUGCUUAAAAACGCCUCACGUAAGCCCUCAGAUGAUAAGCAUUUUGGCCAGGCCCCCAGCAAGGGCACUCCAAGUGAUGGUGUCAGUCUCUCAAACCUCACCCAACCCAGCUUGACCGCCACUGAUCAGCAGCAACAAGAAGAGCACUACCGCAUAGAAACCCGCGUCUCCUCCUCCUGCUUAGACUUGCCUGAUAGCACAGAAGAAAAGGGGGCCCCUAUAGAAACCUUGGGUUAUCACAAUGCAUCCAAUAGGAGGAUGUCAGGGGAGCCGAUCCAGACCGUAGAGUCCAUCCGAGUUCCUGGGAAGGGAAAUAGAGGACAUGGGCGUGAGGCUUCAAGGGUGGGUUGGUUUGAUCUGAGCACAUCAGGUAGCUCUUUUGACAAUGGCCCUUCAAGUGCCUCUGAGUUGGCAUCCCUUGGGGGUGGGGGCAGCGGAGGCCUCACUGGCUUUAAAACAGCACCAUACAAGGAACGGGCACCUCAAUUUCAGGAGAGUGUCGGCAGCUUUCGUUCCAACAGUUUCAACUCAACAUUUGAGCAUCAUCUUCCCCCAUCCCCCUUGGAACAUGGGACACCCUUCCAGAGAGAGCCAGUGGGUCCAUCAUCUGCCCCACCUGUCCCUCCUAAGGAUCAUGGUGGUAUCUUCUCUCGAGAUGCACCCACUCAUCUACCCUCUGUGGAUCUUUCGAACCCCUUCACAAAGGAGGCAGCCCUGGCCCAUGCUGCCCCACCCCCUCCUCCUGGAGAGCACAGUGGAAUUCCUUUCCCUACCCCACCUCCUCCUCCCCCUCCUGGGGAACAUAGCAGCAGUGGUGGGGGUGGUGUCCCCUUUUCUGCUCCACCCCCUCCUCCACCCCCUGUUGACCACUCUGGAGUUGUACCCUUCCCAACCCCACCACUGGCAGAGCACGGAGUGGCAGGGGCUGUGGCAGUAUUUCCCAAGGACCAUAGUUCCCUCCUUCAAGGGACCCUGGCUGAGCAUUUUGGGUUACUCCCAGGACCCAGGGACCACGGGGGCCCCACCCAACGGGACCUCAACGGCCCUGGCCUUAGCCGUGUACGAGAGAGCCUGACCCUACCCUCCCAUUCUCUGGAACACCUGGGCCCACCCCAUGGAGGAGGAGGUGGGGGAGGCAGCAACAGCAGCAGUGGCCCCCCCUUGGGUCCCUCACACAGAGACACCAUCAGCCGGAGUGGUAUGAUCUUACGGAGUCCCCGGCCAGACUUUCGGCCUAGGGAACCUUUUCUCAGCAGAGACCCGUUUCACAGUUUAAAGAGACCCAGGCCACCUUUUGCUAGGGGCCCUCCGUUCUUUGCACCAAAACGCCCAUUCUUCCCUCCCAGGUACUGAUGGAAACCAAGGGAAAGGCAUUUUGAACAGUCUAGAGAACAUUGGAAGUAGGAGUUUGGUUUAUUGUUGUUUUUAUUUGUUUUCUCUUUCUCGAUUUUUUUUUUUAUUAUAACAAAGGGCCUCUCUUCCAAAGUAAGAAAUCACAUAUGCUUACGUUUUACUAUUCAAUUCAAUCCUCCCUCCCAUUGCACUUAUCUACCUUCCCCAAGUUGUUUGUAUUUAAAAAAAAAAAAAAAAAAAAAACCACAACCAAA
Messenger RNA from Symphalangus syndactylus (siamang), 6902 nucleotides. RefSeq names its product regulation of nuclear pre-mRNA domain containing 2 (gene RPRD2). Gene Ontology annotation, biological process: mRNA 3'-end processing. NCBI's taxonomy places the organism in Eukaryota, Metazoa, Chordata, Mammalia, Primates, Hylobatidae. Gene Ontology annotation, molecular function: RNA polymerase II C-terminal domain binding. The record is from RefSeq and is a predicted model, not a curated record.